UAUAAAUAGCCCAAGGAAUUUAUCUACACGAUUCCCAUCAGUCAGUCUGUAUAGCUGAUAUCGAGCACUUCGGUCUACGUUUACAAAUAAAAAAUAUUUUAAAUUCAAAAAAUAUUUACAAAACAUGAACAAUCAAGCACCAGGUGUUACUUUAAUCCAGCAAAAUAUAAAUUAUGGCUCGGAAUCAAUGCGAAUAAAUUGUCCACAUUGUCACGCAGAUAUUUCAACAAAAGUUGAAACUGAAGCAAACACUAAAACGCAUCUAAUUGCUCUAUUACUAUGUAUUUUCCAAUGUUGGAUUUGCUUACCAUGUGUUUAUUGCAAUGACAGUUGUCUGGUUAAAAAACACACCUGCCCUUCUUGUAAUCAGUACCUUGGAACCUGUGAAAAUUAAAAAAAAAACAUAUUUAUCAUUCAGCUUCAUCUACGCUUCACUGUAAUAAGUAUCUGUAAUAAA
This is a messenger RNA of Cotesia glomerata, 457 nucleotides long. Its product is annotated as lipopolysaccharide-induced tumor necrosis factor-alpha factor homolog. NCBI's taxonomy places the organism in Eukaryota, Metazoa, Arthropoda, Insecta, Hymenoptera, Braconidae. The transcript has 3 exons. The record is from RefSeq and is a predicted model, not a curated record. The coding region runs from base 125 to 394 and encodes 89 amino acids. Gene Ontology annotation, molecular function: zinc ion binding.